AUGGAAGUCAUAGAUAAAAAGAUUUCUAUUGAACAUGCAAGCCAUCCACUGGCUCCAGGUAUGGGUGUAGCGGUGUACUCGGGUCUGGUAGUGGCCCUGCUGCUGAGCGUGAUAAUGGCUCUGUGCGUGGGAGUGCUUGCAUAUCGCCGCAGAUGCCGACAUCUCCACGGAGACAUCACCGAUUCUUCGUCAGCUCUCACCACCGCGUUUCACCCCGGCAACUACAAACCUCCCAGACAGGAUAACCCCCACCCUCUGCAUCCCUCAGCUCCUCCAGAUCUGACAGCCACAGCAGGAGCUUUCCGUGGGCCACUCUUCUCCCUCCAACAAGGGGUCAACGACAGCCCCCACAAAAUCCCCAUGACCACCUCUCCCUUGCUGGACCCCCUACCCAACCUCAAAAUCAAGGUGUAUAACUCUUCCACGCUUUCUUCCCUGGAGCUUCCUAAUGAUGUAAGCUCAGGUGACGGAGAGAUCCUCAGCUUAAAGUCAGUGGGUACUGUGGGUAGAGAGCGAGAGUAUCACACCCACACCCUGUCCAGAGAGCCUGGGUUGAGUACAAGUGCCACACUUGGAAAUCUAGGAGGACGCCUUACCAUCCCCAAUACAGGUGUGAGUUUGCUGGUCCCCCCUGGCACAAUCCCCCAGGGCAAGUUCUACGAAAUGUACCUCAUCAUCAACAAGUGGGACAAAACAACGCUUCCCUCUGAGGGCAGUCAGACCGUACUUAGUCCUGUGGUGAGCUGUGGUCCAACCGGUAUGCUGCUGAAUCGUCCUGUGGUCCUUACUUUGCCCCACUGUGCCCAGCUAGACACACCGACACCCGACUGGACCCUCACACUAAAAACACAAACGCAUCAAGGAGCAUGGGAGGAGGUGCUGACUGUAGGGGAGGAGACUUUGUCGUCCCCGUGCUACCUGCAGCUGGAAGAGGAGUGCUGUCAUGUUCUCAUGGAGCAGCUAGGAACAUAUGGCCUUGUGGGCCAGUCGUGCCCUCCACAGCCUGCCUGCAAGCGGCUGCAGCUGGCUCUCUUUGCCCCCCGUGCACCAUGCCUCUCCCUGGACUACAGCCUCCGGAUCUACUGUAUCCACGACACCCCACAUGCACUCAAGGAGGUGCUGGAUUUGGAGAGGAGUUUGGGUGGAGUUUUGCUGGAAGAUCCCAAGCCGCUGCUCUUCAAAGAUAGCUACCACAAUCUGCGCCUGUCCAUCCACGACAUUCCCCACACUUACUGGAGAAGCAAACUUCUGGCCAAGUACCAGGAGAUACCGUUUUAUCACAUUUGGAGCGGCAGUCAGCGACCCCUGCAUUGCACCUUCAGCCUGGAGAGAGGCAGCCUGGCUGUGUCGCAGCUCACCUGUAAGAUCUGUGUCCGGCAGGUGGAAGGGGAGGGACAGAUAUUUCAGCUGCACACUGACAUCCAAGAGACUUUACCUCCGCACUCACCCCUCCCCUCAGGAGGCACGUGCCUACCCUCCUCUCAAGUGGGACCUUAUGCCUUUCGCUUGCCUGGCUCCAUCCGCCAGAAGAUCUGUGCCAGUUUGGAUGCGCCCAGCGCUCGAGGGUGUGACUGGAGACUACUGGCUCGCAGUCUGGGUUUUGACAGGUAUUUGAACUACUUUGCCACAAAGCCCAGCCCCACAGGUGUUCUGCUGGACCUAUGGGAGGCAUGUCACCAAGGUGACGCAGACUUGGUCUCUCUGGCGACCGCACUGGAAGAGAUGGGCAAAAGUGAAGUUCUAGUUGUCAUGACAACUGAUGGGGAUUGUUGAUUGGUCAAGAAACAAGAGAGCGAGCAAGACAUUUUGUUCCUCACCACCACCGUAAUGAAAAUACCUGCCUAUGAAUAUGCACACACGCUGGCGCAAAUCACAAACCCACAGAGCAUUUUGGUUGCUUCACAUAAACUUUAUUACCUCUGCCUCAUUUCCCUUUUCACCGGCCCUGAAAUGAUCAGCUACUGUAGCUACAUGGCCACCAUAACAUAUUCCCAUGCGUGCCAUCCGCCUGCUAACCUGAUUCGGCUUGAGUCCUCCAAAGCAAUGUUGCAUCUGCAGGAUGUAAAACCAAUCUGAGGGUACCAAGACGUAAACUGGCUGUAAAGUCAUCUGUCAAACAUGGUGUUGACUGCCUUUGAAUACUGAAAAUGAUUUUACGCUUGUGUAUAAGUAUGAGUGCUUUGGGACAAAACAAAAAUAUUCAUGUAUUCAACACGCUAAAGCACGCACAACGCCACAAACGCUAACGUGGGAUUACCCGUGUUUCAGUAGCCGCAUGAAAGUGCAUGAUUUAACAUCACCUCAUGGCAGAGGCUUUUUGUUUCUCCAUUGUCACCCGGUGUGUGCGCUGAAGGACAGGCAGCACCAACCUGCCUGCAACUUCACGGGCUAACACACACACACAUACACACACACACACACACGGGCAGAGCAGUCAUUAAUCGGCUCUAAAGCAGACAGGCUAGGAUUUCUCGUCUAACUGCUUCGACUGAUGACAAAUCGUGUAACGAUCGAACCCUCGAGGUUUGAAUCUUUGGGCGGAAAAAAAAAAAAGCUGCCUCUCCUGUGCAGCAGAAGUGUGAAUUUUUGAAGUUUGCUUCAGAAUUGGCGAAUAACUAGACUGACUCUUUAUACUGUACCAACAAACGCCUCAAAGCCUUGGCAUAUCAUUCCGACUCACAGGGGUGUUUCUCUUUCAUCUCUCCUUGCAUUCCUCUUUCGCUCCGCAACACUUCAAUCUUUCGAGAAUAAACUGCAGGAGAGCUUUCCGGUCAUCCCUUAAAAAGUUUCCUUUGGGGAACGCUCUUUAAUUUAUUGUCCAUAUUUGUGGAUUCUUUGUUUUCUGUUUGUCUUUCUUUCGCUGUCACUGGUGUUAUGAUCAUAUAGGACCUGUCUUAACAUCUGUGCUUGUUUAGGCUACUGAUCUGCUGUGUAUUACUUUUUUGAUCCUAGUAGAGCACACCAAAAUUGGCGAGUUAGGUACACAGUGUGGCUGUCUCUCUUGUGAAUAACAAAAUUAUGUUUAUGUUAUUUUUUUUUAAUCUUGUGCAUCGAUUCAAAAAUGUAAAAUAUAUUCUGUAAGACAUGAUUGGGGGGGGGGUCAAAUGUCCUGAUGAAUUUGCUGCACGCUGUAAUUUGGAGGCUUUGCUGUAAUUGAAGGCCAUUUCCCGAGAUCACAGAUGAUUGUAGGAUAGAAUAGCCUUGCUUUGAAUCAAGUGGGCAUCAAGGGACCAUAAAACUUACCUCAACACUAACGUAAUUAUAUUGCAAUCUGUUCUCUGUUCGCCACUUAUCUAUGUGUGCGUAUGUCCAUACAUCGCCCUGUGACUCAUUAUGUCUCCCUUCUCUCAAUUCUUUUACUAAGCUGCCUGCUUUGUGGUCAGGGUCCUCAAUCUGUUUGCAUCGUCACUUUUGUUCUGUCAGUUUUUCGUUAGGCGAGAAUUUAAAUGCUUUCGUCU
Molecule: messenger RNA, 3458 nt
Organism: Archocentrus centrarchus (flier cichlid)
Lineage: Eukaryota; Metazoa; Chordata; Actinopteri; Cichliformes; Cichlidae
Product: netrin receptor UNC5B-b-like
Exons: 11
Coding region: 1-1773 (590 amino acids)
Biological process (GO): anterior/posterior axon guidance; netrin-activated signaling pathway
Cellular component (GO): membrane
Molecular function (GO): protein binding; netrin receptor activity
Source: RefSeq, a predicted model, not a curated record